UGAAGAGCUGAUUCAGGCAGCAAGGGGACCGCCCAUCAACAAGACACAGAAGACAGCCAUGGCCUCAGCAGCGCCCAUAGGGAAAGCGUUAGAAGAAGCCACUUGCUCCAUCUGCCUGGAGUAUCUGACGGUGCCAGUGACCAUAGACUGUGGGCACAACUUCUGCCAAGCCUGCAUCACCCAGUACUGUGAGCAAAGGAAGCCUGAAUCAGGCACACAGUUCCCCUGUCCUGAGUGCCGAGCGCUGUUCCAGAAAGGGAAUUUCAGGCCAAACAGGCAGCUGGCCAAUAUCGUAGAGAGCAUCAAACCACUGAGGUUACAGCCUGAGAAAGCUCAGAAUGAAAAUCUGUGUGAGACACACAAGGAAAAACUCCAGCUUUUCUGUAAGAAGGACGGAAAAGCCAUCUAUGUGGUCCCCAUAGAGGAAGUUGCCCAGGGUUAUAAGGUGAAACUCCAGGAAGCCCUGGGCCCUCUGAGGCAGGCACUGGAGGAGGCCCUGGAGCUGACAUCUAAAGAGCAGAAGAAAUACAUGAAUUGGCAGGACAAAGUGGAGAAUCGGAGACGGUCGAUCACACGUGAAUUUAAGAAACUGCACCAGCUUCUGAGUGAGGAAGAGCAGCUGCUCCUGCGGAGACUGGCGGAGGAGGAGAGGGAGAGUCUGCAGAGACUACAGCACAAUAUAACAAAGCUUUCAGAGCAGAGUGCUGCACUGAUCAGUCUCAUCACAGAGAUGGAGGAGAAGCGUCAGCAACGGGCUGCUGAACUGCUGCAGGGUGUGAAAAGCACAUUGAUCAGGAGUGAGCAUGUGAAACUCCAGCCACCAGAAGCCGUUUCUCCUGCCCUGAAGAACGGGUAUAAAAUCUGCCUUGACAUGAGGGAAAUGCUGGCGAGAUUCACUCUGGACGUGACUCUGGAUCCAGACACGGCUCAUCCCAACCUUGUUCUGUCUCAGGAUAGGAAACAUGUGAUACGCAAAACCAAACGACAAAAUCUGCCCAAUAAUCCUGAGAGAUUUGAUCCCUGUGUCUUUGUCCUGGGUGCUGAGGGAUUCACAGGAGGGAGGCAUUACUGGGAGGUGGAGGUGGGAGACAAGACUGGAUGGAUUCUGGGGAUUUGUAAGGAGUCUGUGAGCAGGAAGAGUCCAGAUCACCUGUUGCCUAAAAAUGGAUACUGGACUAUGUGUCUGAGAGAUGGGGAAUAUGAGGCCCUCACCUUCCCCGCAAUCCCCCUCCAUGUGGGCAUCAAGCCCAGCCAGGUUGGGAUUUUCCUGGAUUAUAAGGCAGGCGAGGUCUCAUUUUACAAUGUGACUGACAGAUCCCAUCUCUUCACUUUCACUGACACCUUCUUUGGAACAGUCCGUCCUUUCUUCAGUCCCUGUGCCAAUGCUGGAGGUAAAAGUGCAGCUCCCCUCAUAAUCUGCUCAGUCCCAGCUCAGGCCAGAGGGAAUCCUGGUCCCUGAAGGUGACACCUAAGCUGGCCACUCACACAUUGCCAGAAUACCAGACUUCCUGACACUUCUGGAAACAGCCUGCUCCUGCCCCCCCCCCGGUGUGAUGGUGAAAAGGACAUCAACUUCCCCCCACUUCCCACCUUCACCCCUCUCACUUUCCAGAACCCAGCCUCUGAUGUGGGGAAGAGGAGAUAGGGGUGCAGUCAUGAGGGGAUGGGGUGCAGGCUGCUGGGCUGUGUAGGAUCCAGGGCAGGGAGGAGUUUGUAGAAGCAGGAAUGGAAAAGCCCAGAUCACAAGAGGCAGGCUGGGCGGAGGCGGUUGUAAUGAGGGGGUAGGGGAGAGAGGCCCAAGGAGGAAGAGCCCCUGGCAGAAAUGACAGAGGGGAGGAGAGGAGCCCAGUGAGUGCAAUGGGGCCAGUGAGCGGCAGGUACAUCCCAGCAUUUCCUGGCCUGGGUGAGUCUCUGCCCAUGGAGGGGAGUGAAGCGGCCACAGGGGUGGUGCGGGGGCAGGAGUGAGAGCG
This is a messenger RNA of Caretta caretta (loggerhead turtle), 1970 nucleotides long. Its product is annotated as E3 ubiquitin-protein ligase TRIM39. Lineage: Eukaryota; Metazoa; Chordata; Testudines; Cheloniidae. The record is from RefSeq and is a predicted model, not a curated record. Gene Ontology annotation, molecular function: protein binding.